AUGUACUCUACGCACUCUGCACCUCGUGUCAUUGAAUCCUCUCGUUACAUCACCAAGGCCUUGCAGAUCUACUCCUUCAAAAUCUUUGACCUAAAUGAAAACUUGAAGUGGCCACUCUAUGUGUACGGUGUGGUGGCUGCUCGAGACGCUGUGGACUUUAACCGCAACCUUCUCUUCUCCUGCUCCAGGGCUAACUGCCAAGUAGUCACAGAAAAGGAUCCUUUUUUGCACUUGACUGGCCCUUCUCGUGCAAUUGUGGCUGACGAACCUGUUGACUUUGAAGUCGAGCUAAAGAUAAAAUGUGGAACAAAUCAGUCCCAAGAUAUAGCUUUGAUCAGUUCUACUUACCACUACACUUCUAGAGGUGAUGCUGCUUUUUUCACUGGCCGCUCUUGUUCGGCAACGUUGAGCCUUGAGACAGUUCCUAGAGCGGCCCAGGCCACUAUUGUAUCUAUUCGAGUGGUUGGAGGAGUGUCUCUUUUCGAAUUUGGAGGCCGGGUUGCUUGCUCGUUCUCUACUGAGGAGUAUGUUGAUCCCACAUGCGAGCAAGUUGUGCUGGUUGAGUCUGCUGAAAAGAUUCCUGAGGAUGAUGGUUACCUUACACUGUCAAGGAAGGUUGUUACGGCAGGACUACAAGGAGGAUUGCAAGUUGCCAUACAAGCCUAUGGGGGAUCUGACCGUCCAUCCGUAUCCGGUCUUCUUUACUUCCCUUCCCAGUAUUGCAGGGUAAGUCGGCGCACAUGCUUGGUCGGUGGCUUUGAGGUGGAGGUAACUGUUGCUUGGUCGUGGUUUGUACAGGACAAGAUGGAAAUCUUGUGA
Messenger RNA from Triticum turgidum subsp. durum (durum wheat), 819 nucleotides. The record is from the annotation of a GenBank genome assembly. NCBI's taxonomy places the organism in Eukaryota, Viridiplantae, Streptophyta, Magnoliopsida, Poales, Poaceae.